CCAGUAUUUUAGUGAACAGUACAGGACGAUCCUAAUAAAGCUGCAUAUAGUUUUAUGUAACUUUGUAAGAGAGGUGGAGUUGAGCGUAACGCAUGACGAGGCGCCGCGCACGGUCACGCCGCGGUGCGGGUCCGCUAGUGCGGGACAGAAGGAGAUCAUUCAGUCACUGCAUAAGGAGUUAGGGCCGGAAAAGCAGCAUUUAAACUCUGUUAGACGAUGUCUGCUCAAAGUGCGACGUAUUUGGCAUUUCUGAUAACUUGUGUUGCUUGCAGGGCGCCGCCGGUGCCGUUAGACGACAUUGUCAUUGAGAAGACUGCCGUUCCCGAGCAAUGCGAAAGAGCCGUGAGAGUCGGCGAUUUUGUCAGGUAUCACUAUAUCGGUACGUUUCCCGACGGAAAGAAGUUCGACUCCAGCUAUGAUCGAGGCUCCACUUACAACGUGUAUGUGGGAAAACGACAGCUCAUCCCCGGGAUGGACAAGGCUCUGGUGGGAAUGUGUGUUAAUGAGAGGCGUCUGGUAAAGGUCCCCCCCCAGCUAGCAUAUGGGAAGGAAGGAUAUGGUGACAUCAUCCCACCUGACGCUGUGCUUCACUUCGACGUCCUUCUGCUGGACAUUUGGAACCCGGAAGACAGUGUCGCCGUGAGGACGUACCACCGGCCCGAGCAGUGCGGCCGCACCGUGCAGGUGUCCGACUUUGUGCGGUACCACUACAACGGAACGCUGCUCGACGGCACGCUUUUCGAUUCCAGCCACACCCGCCUGCGCACGUACGACACGUAUGUGGGCAUCGGCUGGCUGAUCGCCGGCAUGGACCAGGGGCUGCUGGGAAUGUGCGUUGGCGAGAGGCGCAUCAUCAGCAUGCCGCCGUUCCUCGGCUACGGCGAGAACGGGGAUGGCAGCGACAUCCCAGGUCAGGCCUCCCUGGUCUUUGACGUGGUCCUCCUGGACCUCCACAACCCCAAAGACAGCAUCAGCGUGGAAGCCCAGGUAGUGCCGGAGCCAUGUCCGCGCAGGAGCAAGGUGGGCGACUUCAUGAGGUACCACUACAACGGUACCCUGCUGGACGGCACCUUCUUCGACUCCAGUUACUCCCGUAACAGCACAUAUGACACGUACAUCGGGAAGGGCUACCUGAUCGCUGGCAUGGACCAGGGCCUGGUGGAUGUCUGUCUCGGGGAGAGGAGGAGGGUCACCAUACCCCCCCACCUAGCCUACGGGGAGGGGGGCACAGACAGGAUUCCCGGCUCAGCGGUGCUGGUCUUUGACAUCUCCGUGGUGGACUUCCACAACCCCUCGGACACGGUGCAGAUCACCACCACCUUCAGGCCUGAGAACUGUGACCCGCUGAGUAAGAAAGGCGACUUGGUGAAAUACCACUACAACGCCACCCUCAUGGACGGCACCUUCAUCGGCUCCACGCACAGCUUUGGGAAGACGCACGAUGUCCUUCUGGGCACUGGCCAGGUGGUGCUUGGGCUGGACAUGGGUCUGACAGACAUGUGCGUGUUUGAGCAGCGCUCCCUGGUUGUCCCUCCCCACCUGGGCUAUGGCGAGAGGGGGGUUGUCGGUGAGGUCCCAGGCAGUGCUGUGCUGCUGUACGACAUCGAGAUGAUGGCCAUGGAGGAGGGAUUGCCUGAGGGCUACAUGUUUGUCUGGAACAGUGAGGUGUCACCAGACCUCUUUGGCGAGAUGGACAGGAAUCAGGAUGGCCAUGUGGAUUCUCCUGAGUUCACAGACUACAUCAUACGGCAGGUGCACGAAGGCAAUGGCCGGUUGGCUCCCGGCUAUAACGCAUACCACAUCAUAGACAACAUGUUCUCCAACCAGGACCGCAACGGCGACGGCAAGAUCACAGCCGCGGAGUUCAAACUGAAGGAGGAUGAGCCCCCAGUGCGAGACGAGCUAUAAUAUAAAUAAUCACUGACACACAUGACAGGGCACACGGGGCGUCGCUCACACACACGACAGGGCACACGAGGCGUCGCUCACACACACGACAGGGCACACGGGGCGUCGCUCACACACACGACAGGGCAAACGGGGCGUCGCUCACACACACGACAGGGCAAACGGGGCGUCGCUCACACACACGACAGGGCAAACGGGGCGUCGCUCACACACACGACAGGGCACACGGGGCGUCGCUCACACACACGACAGGGCACACGGGGCGUCGCUCACACACACGACAGGGCACACGGGGCGUCGCUCACACACACGACAGGGCAAACGGGGCGUCGCUCACACACACGACAGGGCAAACGGGGCGUCGCUCACACACACGACAGGGCACACGGGGCGUCGCUCACACACACGACAGGGCACACGGGGCGUCGCUCACACACACGACAGGGCACACGGGGCGUCGCUCACACACACACGACAGGGCACACGGGGCGUCGCUCACACACACGACAGGGCACACGGGGCGUCGCUCACACACACGACAGGGCACACGGGGCGUCGCUCACACACACGACAGGGCACACGGGGCGUCGCUCACACACACGACAGGGCACACGGGGCGUCGCUCACACACACGACAGGGCAAACGGGGCGUCGCUCACACACACGACACCUUUUUCCUUUUUGUAAUGUGUUGCUAUAUUGUCUUUGCAAUGUUUUUAUUAGUUUUUUAAAAAUAAUUCCCUGUCUUUAAAUCGGGUACUUAACGCAACUGCAGCCCAGAAGGGGGUGUUAGGGACUGUGUAUGGGCAGGACAGUGCUAUUGGUUAUGCCAGUUUCUGCACAGGGAAUUACACACGGAUUUCAUCCAUCUUCUUGUACUGCAUUUGUAUUUUGUAACACCGAACGUUACUUAAUGACACAGACACACAGAAAAUUUGCAUUUUAUUUAUUUAAUUUUUUGUUCAUCCUUCAUGCCGUUUAAAUAACCCACCACUACCAGCCAUGUCCAAAUGCAUGGGGAAAAUGAAUGAUUGAACUGUAUGGAAAAAUCAUGCGCAAUUUAUUUGAAAUUUCAUUUUUAAUACUUUUUGUCUCCACCUUCAGCACCUGUUUAGCUUCUGCAGGUUAUCAUUCCAGCCCUUUCUUUUAGCUUGUCUAGGAUUUAGGGCAGACAUAAAGUUUUUAAUCCAUUUUAAAGCACAAAACUCAACAUCAUAAGGAUGAUUUCCAUAAUGCACGACAAAAUAUCAACAUUUAUUUUUAAAUAUCAAUUUUGAAAAUGAUUAAGUAAUUAAAAAAAUAUUUUUUGAAAAAACAAAUACCUGUAUCGACGUGAAAACCCGGCGUUGAGUGGGAGAAAUUCAGUGACACCUCAUUCCUUCCCUGUUGCCGGUCAGACUAAGGGCUCUCAGUGAAGGCCCCUCUCUGCCAUCGCUGCCCCUCCCAUCUUCCAUAAACGCAGCCUGAGGCCAUUUGCUUUGCAGAACACUACUCUGCAGGGCAGGUUACCACUUUGCCACAAUCCACAAAUUUUCAUUUUUAUUGGGCUACAUCGGGUCAAAUCCUGGAAUAAAUGUGGUUUUCUUAC
Messenger RNA from Brienomyrus brachyistius, 3496 nucleotides. It is a transcript of the gene fkbp9, whose product is annotated as FKBP prolyl isomerase 9. The record is from RefSeq and is a predicted model, not a curated record. Gene Ontology annotation, molecular function: peptidyl-prolyl cis-trans isomerase activity; calcium ion binding. NCBI's taxonomy places the organism in Eukaryota, Metazoa, Chordata, Actinopteri, Osteoglossiformes, Mormyridae. Bases 217 to 1908 code for a protein of 563 amino acids. The transcript is spliced from 10 exons.